AUGCUUUCCAUGCUGACGGACCCCGCGCUUAGCGACGUGUGCCUCGUGGUGGAGGGUAUCGAUGUUCCCUGUCACAAGGCUGUGCUAGCCGCCUGGAGCCGACCGUUCCGGGCGAUGUUUACCCUGCCGAUGCUGGAGUCGCGGCACCAGUGCAGAGUGGUCAUCGAGGACGCCGAGCACAAACACCUCAUGGUGGUCCUUCAUUACCUCUACAGCGGUCGCAUUGGCCUCAAUGACCAGAACGUGAUGCCGGUCUCCGCCCUGGCGAACCGGUACGAAGUGCUGCCGCUCAUGGCUCAGUGCGAGGGCUACAUGAAGUGGCGCCUUCACCCGAGCAACGUAGUGGCCCAUCUGCUUUCCGCGGAGGAGCACCGUGUGCCAAAGGCUGCAGCCUUUGCCUUGGAGUACCUUGCAGUUCAUUUCGACGAGGUCCACCACGACAGUAGCGGCGACUUCAACUCUUUGGGGGGCGAUACAGUACUGCGCGUGCUGCAGCAUGACGGCCUCACCGUCGACGAGGAGACGGUGUUUCUAGCAGUGGACGGGUGGGCUAAGGCGUGGGAGCAUCGCCGAUCUAUCCGCGGCGCCACGCGCAACUACGCCGUCGGCAGGUCUCCACCGCCGGCCGUGGCAGAACAAGAUGCAUCCCCGGGUGCGCGUGGGUGGGGGGGGAGAGAAAGUAACGGGGGUGCAGGCGAGGAGCGAUCGACGAUGGAUGUUGGCGACGAACCCCCGAAAGGACUCGCGGAAGGGGAAGCCGGCCGAGUGCUACAAAGACGAGCAAGCGGUCCGGCUGGGGGAGAAGGAAAACAAGGCGGGUACGCGGGAGAAGUGCUGCAGCGGGCGGCGUCCUUUUCGCACCCCCCUCCCCCGCCGGAGCCCCCUGUUGCUGGCGUGCGAAAGACGGCUGCAGUCGGCGCCCCUGAGAGCUCUUCCCCGAUCGAAGGCAUGACCGACGAAAGGAAGGGGACGUUGGAGACGAUGGCCCCCAUCCCGGAAGAGGAGCAGGCCUUCGUGGACGAGCUCUUGAUGGAGGUUCGCUUCCCGCUUGUAUCGACGAGCUUCCUUUGCCAAGUGGUCGAGAAAUCUCCAGUGAUAACGGGCAGCCGAGUAGCGCAGAGGUUGUUGCACGAGGCUUACCGGUUCCAAGCGAUCAGGCCGGACGGUGUGGAUGUGGACGAGCUUUUCCCGGGCAACCAUCGGGUCAAGUAUCGUGGGCAUGAGCGAGUGCUGUUCGGCGAGGACGAGGGAUGCGUGGGGCACGUCGAAGAUUACAGUUCUUCCCUCUCAGAGGUGCACCUGGUGGAGAAUGUGAAGCAGAGGGAUGAGAAGUACUGGCUUCCUGGACAGCCCGAAGAGGCCUACUUCUGCGUGCGGGUAUGA
Messenger RNA from Ectocarpus siliculosus, 1383 nucleotides. The record is from the annotation of a GenBank genome assembly. NCBI's taxonomy places the organism in Eukaryota, Phaeophyceae, Ectocarpales, Ectocarpaceae.